GCUUCGAGGAAGUUUAACGCGAACUGCUGAGAUGUCUGCGGAUUCCUAAAUCAUCGUACGGAUAGGAAAGAUGGAGUCCGGGGACGGUGCGAGCCGCUUCCCGUUCCCCUUUAAACCGUAUCCGAUCCAGGAGCGCUUCAUGGAGGCGUUGUACGCCGUGCUCGAGCAGGGCAAGGUGGGCAUCUUCGAGAGCCCCACCGGCACGGGGAAGUCUCUGAGUUUGAUCUGCGGUGCGUUGACCUGGUUGAAAGACUUCGAGGAGAAGAAACGCCAAGAAGCCGCGAAGCUCCUCGAGCUCACAGCGAGCGCGCGUGAUCCACGACUCGUAGGUGGCGCAGAAAAAGACGGAGAUGGAAUCGCUGUUCAGGAGAAGAAGGAGAACGAAAGCACCACUGGCACUGAUGGAGAGCUGGACUGGAUUUCGGAAUUCUUGCAGAAAAAAGAAGAGAGAGAGAAGCUGAAUAAGUUAAAGGAUGAAGAAAUGAAAAGGAAGAGGAGAGAGGACCGGCUGGAGUUGAUUAGACACAACACUCAGCUUAAAUACGCCAUGAAGAGAAAAAGCAGUGAAAAUGGCGAGACUGAAAAGCUGCUGCAGGUCAGCAAGCAGGAUGCAAGUUCAGAAGCAGGACCUAAUGAAGACGACGAGGACGGGCUCGUCGUUGCAGAUUACGAAAGCGAUGAAGACGCCACAUGCAAAAACAAGCUCUAUGAUGAGGAUGAUGAUGAAGAUCUGGAGGAAGAGCACAUCACUAAGAUUUAUUACUGCAGCCGUACACACUCACAGCUGGCCCAGUUUGUGCAUGAAGUGCAGAAGAGUCCGUAUGGAUCCACCGUCAGCUUGGUCAAUCUUGGGUCUAGACAGAAUCUGUGCAUCAAUCCAGAGGUGGCACGACUGCGGAGCGUUCAGAUGAUCAACGAUCGCUGCAUGGAGCUGCAAAAAAAUAAACAUGAUAAACAGAACAAGGAGGACUCUGAGGCGGAGUCUAAGCGCCGCCGUGGUCCCAUCAAAGCGACCUGCGCGUUCUCAGGCUACGAGAAGAUGAUGGCGAUGAGGGACGAGGUGCUGGCAGGCGUCAGAGACAUCGAGCAGCUCGUGCAGCACGGCCGAGACACGCACACCUGCCCGUAUUACAGCACACGACUGGCUAUCCCUGCAGCCCAGGUGGUGGUGUUGCCGUAUCAAUCGCUACUUCAUGCUGCGACUCGCAAGGCGUCCGGGAUCAAACUGAAGGAUCAGAUAGUCGUUAUCGACGAGGCGCACAACCUGGCGGACACGAUCACGGCACUGCACAGCGCAGAGAUCACUGGAGCACAGCUCUGCAGGGCUCACUCACAGCUCUCACAGUACUGCAACCGCUACAGGAGCCGUCUGAAGGCCAAGAAUCUGAUGUACAUCAAGCAAAUCCUGUUUGUGCUGGAGGGACUCGUGCGCACUCUUGGAGGGAAGGUGGGCAUGAAUCCCGUGACUCAGAGCACUCAGUCAGGAACUGAACUUUUAACCAUUAAUGACUUCCUGUUCAGAGCACAAAUAGACAACAUCAACUUGUUCAAGUUACAGAGAUAUUUUGAGAAGAGUCUGAUCAGCAGGAAGUUGUUUGGAUUUUCUGAGAAGUAUGAAGGGAGCGGUGUUAGCACACACACAAGCUCUGUGAAUAAGGAGAAUCGUAGGACAGAAGGACUUGGACGCUUCUUGCAGGGACUUCAGAGUAAAGCUACAGUUCCUGUCGAGCCUCAGGGUUCAGCAGAAGACGGGCCGAUGGCGUCGCCUAUGAUGCUUGUGGAAAGCUUCCUGUUCUCUCUCAGCAGCGCCAACAAGGAUGGAAGAGUGGUGAUGGAAAAACAAGCAUGUCUGGCUCAGAGCAGUGUGAAGUUCCUGAUGCUAAAUGCAGCAGUUCAUUUCGCACAAGUUCUCCAAGAAUGCAGGGCCGUGGUGAUCGCCGGAGGAACCAUGCAGCCUGUCUCCGAUUUUAAGGAGCAGCUUCUCCUGUCAGCUGGAGUCUCUAGUGAACGCAUUGCUGAGUUUUCAUGUGGUCAUGUCAUCCCCCCGGAGAAUAUUCUACCCAUAAUCCUCUGCACCGGACCGUCUGGACAAGAGCUAGAGUUUACCUUCCAGACCAGAGAUACACCACAGAUGAUGGAGGAGACAGGGCGUGUUCUGUCCAACCUGUGCAACGUGGUUCCAGGAGGCGUGGUCUGUUUCUUCCCUUCCUACGAGUACGAGAGGAGAAUUCUGGCGCACUGGGAGAGUAACGGCGUCCUGCAGAGACUUGCAGCCAAAAAGAAGAUCUUCCAGGAACCGAAGAAAGCGAGUCAGGUGGAACAGGUGCUGUCUGAAUACUCCAAGUGCAUCCAGCGCUGCAGCAAUGCUGGAGGUGGCCAGUCAGGGGCGCUGUUGUUCUCUGUGGUUGGAGGAAAGAUGAGUGAAGGGAUUAACUUCUCCGACGAUCUGGGCAGAUGUAUCGUGAUGGUCGGGAUGCCGUACCCCAACAUCAAGUCCCCAGAACUACAGGAGAAAAUGGCGUAUUUAGACAAGCACAUGCCUCAUGUGGAGGGUAAAAGUCCAGGGAAGGCUUUAAUUGAAAACCUGUGCAUGAAGGCGGUCAACCAGUCAAUAGGCCGAGCGAUCCGUCACAGGGGCGACUACGCCUGCAUCGUGUUGUGUGACCGGCGCUACGCCCGCGCUGGCACGCUGCAGAAACUUCCUGAGUGGAUCCGAAGCAGCACACGCGCGCACGGCAACUUCGGACCGGCCUUCGCCAGCAUCAGGAAGUUUUUCCUGGAGAAGCGACAGACGCAGCCCUGAGCAGAGAGCGACACAACCUCAAUCCACCUCCCCCUCCGCCAGUCUCCAGAUGCAACUACGGCUUUGUCUUUAGAUUUUUGUUUUGUUCGAGACCAAAGUCUUGUUAAUGUAGUUGUGCAAUCCUGUAAAAGCCAUAUAAAUAAAUAACGUCUCCUGCAGUGUGUGUGGGUGUACAGAUAUUCAGUUCGAAUCCACGUUCAUGUGAAUAAAGUUCACACAGUUUAAUAUGAACAUUUAAAGUUAAUAUACACAAAGACAUGUAAUGUGAAAUGUUACACAAUAAAUUCACUCACACAUCUGGUUUGUAGUGUUUUUUUUUUAUUAUUAUUUCUGUCCGAUUCAUGGUUCUAGAAAUCCAGAACUUCUCCACAUUUAGGGCUUCCUGCACACGUCCUG
This is a messenger RNA of Clarias gariepinus (North African catfish), 3199 nucleotides long. It is a transcript of the gene ddx11, whose product is annotated as DEAD/H (Asp-Glu-Ala-Asp/His) box helicase 11. NCBI's taxonomy places the organism in Eukaryota, Metazoa, Chordata, Actinopteri, Siluriformes, Clariidae. The record is from RefSeq and is a predicted model, not a curated record. Gene Ontology annotation, molecular function: hydrolase activity, acting on acid anhydrides, in phosphorus-containing anhydrides; ATP binding; DNA binding. The coding region runs from base 71 to 2803 and encodes 910 amino acids. Gene Ontology annotation, cellular component: nucleus. The transcript has 27 exons. Gene Ontology annotation, biological process: nucleobase-containing compound metabolic process; establishment of sister chromatid cohesion.